UACCCUUAAAAUCUAACAUAACAAUUUAAUUUAUUUCUAUGCCCGGUCAAUAUAAAAUUUAAAAGCUUUAGCAAUAGCAACUUUCCUGACCACAAAAUCAUAAGGCUAGAAUCAAUUUUGAUACAGCUUGGGAUGAGUUAUUACUCUGAUACAGCUUGGGAAACACCUUCUUAAUUGAUGAAUGUGAUGCUGAUUAUAAAGGGUUGUACUACUAUGUGGACGAGGAGAAUGUAACAUUCACUAUCUACUAUAUUUAAUCCAUUAGUUACACUGACAAUGACACAAGAUGGAAAAAGCUACCAUGAAAAUUCUUGACUCUGAAACUGUCUUGAGUGGAGGGAAGCUUAACCGAUGUGUCGUUCUACCAGUUAAUGUUCCUAUAGUUGCCGAUUCCUUAAAGCGGAAAAACCAAAACUGGAUUGCCAGGGCUAAUUCUGCUAAUGAUUUAAUCAUAAAGGUUGGCGAUUCUAGCUUUCACUUGCAUAAGCUUGCCAUGGUCUCAAGAAGUGAAUAUUUGAACAGACUAGUCUUUCAGAGAAGAAGUAACAACAAAGAACCGAAUAAUAUUGAUACUAUUCAAAUAGACAGUCUUCCAGGUGGUAGAAAAACAUUCGAGUUAAUUGUCAAAUUCUGUUACGGUUGGAAAUUCGACAUGACACCGUCCAACAUAGCUUCGUUAUAUUGUGCUGCAAAUUUCUUAGAAAUGAGUGAAGAUAUUGAAAGCGAAAAUCUCAUUUCCAAAACAGAAUCAUUUUUCAGUUUUCUAAUUUUAACUUCAUGGAAAGACACAUUUCGUGUACUCAAAAGCUGUGAAUCAAUUUCACAUUUGGCUAAAGAGUUACAAUUAGUGAAACGUUGUUCAGAAGCAAUAGCUUGGAAAGCAUGUGCUGUUCCAAAACUUGAAACGAGAGUCAAUGCUCGGUGGUUUGAAGAUGUAUCACUUCUACGUAUAGAUCAUUUUAUUGAAUUGAUUCAAUCUAUCAAAAAACGUGGAAUGAGAUCAGAGAUUAUAGGUUCUUGUAUAGAAUUUUGGACUUUAAAGUGGUUCUCUAAAGUCACACUUGGACUUGAUCCUAAUGCGAGACAUGAACACGUGACGAUUCAGUUACAUAAAGUUUCAACUGAGUGUUUGAUUAAAAUACUUCCUACUGAAGAAAAUUCUGUCUCUUGCAAUUUUUUGCUUCACAUGAUAAAGGCAGGGAUGGUGUUGAAAAUCAAUCAUGAGUUGAUGUGUGUGCUACAAAGAAGAGUGGUUUUGAUGUUGGAGCAGUGUUGUGCUCAAGAUCUUUUGGUUAAAAAUUAUGGAGAUGAAGAUUCUUUGUAUGAUGUUGAUGUUAUUGUUAAAGUGUUAAAAUCUUAUGUUUGUGGGAUGUUAAGUAAUUCUGCAGCAAAAGUUCGCACUGUUGGAAGGUUGGUGGAUGGUUAUCUGUCACAAGUUGCAAGGGAUCAGAAGCUCAAAGUUGAAUGUUUCAAAUUGCUUAUUGAAGCCUUGCCACAAAAUGCUAGAGAAUGUGAUGACAAUCUCUAUAGAGCUAUUGACAUGUACCUUAAGGCGCAUCCAUAUUUGACAGAAGAGGAUAGAGAACAUGUGUGUAGUGUAUUGGAAUACCAUAGGUUGUCACAAGAAGCGCGUCAACAUGUGAUGAAGAAUGACAGGCUUCCCAUGAAACUAUCAACACAAUUUGUCCUUCUAGAGCAAGUGAACAUGUCGUGGACAAUGGCGAGUAAUGGAUUUAAUUACCAAAGGAAAACUCAGACAAACAUCAGGGUAAGCAAAGAUUUUGAAAAAAGACAGAUGAGUCGAGAGAUAAAAGUGAUGAGAAAAGAUGUUGAAAUGAUGAAGUUGCAACUCUUGGAUCUAAACACUUGCAAAAUGAAGCUCCAAAAGCAAAUGAAGAUAUGCACCAGUUGAAGAAGAGAUAGAAUAUUAUGUACAAACAGUUUAGCUCAACAUGAGGAUUUUUCUUUAUUCUCUGGUAGCCUACAUUAUUGUGCCUCAUACGAAAUUUGACCACUAUAUUUAUCAGCUUCAUGUUGAAACCGGUUAGUUCAAAAUGAAAACCAGCAUAGCUUGCCCUUA
This is a messenger RNA of Lathyrus oleraceus (garden pea), 2080 nucleotides long. RefSeq names its product coleoptile phototropism protein 1. Bases 287 to 1912 code for a protein of 541 amino acids. Gene Ontology annotation, molecular function: protein binding. NCBI's taxonomy places the organism in Eukaryota, Viridiplantae, Streptophyta, Magnoliopsida, Fabales, Fabaceae. The transcript is spliced from 5 exons. The record is from RefSeq and is a predicted model, not a curated record.